Messenger RNA from Penicillium roqueforti, 4371 nucleotides. RefSeq lists its product as uncharacterized. The transcript has 3 exons. The record is from RefSeq and is a predicted model, not a curated record. The coding region runs from base 1 to 4371 and encodes 1456 amino acids. Lineage: Eukaryota; Fungi; Ascomycota; Eurotiomycetes; Eurotiales; Aspergillaceae.
AUGUCAAGUCUACUGAACUAUGUUCAAACGAAAACCAGACCUCCAGGCUCCUCCGAAGAUCAGGAAGAAGGAGACCGACCCUUUACAUUUCUAUCUAAGGCAACGCGACAAAAGCUCGAGGCGAGGAGCGCUAAAGAUGGGAAUCGCUCGUCCGUUUCCGUCCGCGAAAGCUCGAGACUGAAUAUCCGCAUCACUAAGAAGCGCAAAAGCGUCGGGAAACCACUCGGCUUGAAUCUGGUUACGGAUUUCAGCUUGGCGCCGGCGCCGAGGAAACAGUCGAUUCCGGAUACAAAUGCGGCUGCGCCCUUUGUCGAUCUGAAUGACCUCAAGCUGCUUUCCAAAGUGCGGGAGAAGGAACGCUCGGCUCAGAAGUCAAGGGAGAUCUUUAAGAAGAGGACUUCACGGGGCUUUCAGCGGUUAUCUGAGACGGUGCAGAGUCAGAACAGCCAUAAUGAAACUGGAACGUUCCUUGCUGCCAAAGAUGAAGAUACGUUCCACGAUAGACAGCAGCAUGUAAUCUCACCCUCAGACCGCCAUGUCAUGAUCGGACUCACUGUGCCUCGCAGCGAGUCGGUGGAAAGAUCACAAGAGCACGACGGUGCAGGCACGCCGCUCACACCCUCGAUUAUCGUCACGCCAGCGAGAGGAGAUGCACCAUGGAACGCACACUCAAACUCGAGCACCGAGAUGCUCCGACCAAGAGCAACAUCAAGCAUCUACUCACAGCCCACACCCCGUCUCUGGCAAUAUGAAGCAGACGUGCCACCCGUGCCAGCCAUCCCCGCCCAGCACUCAGCUGCUACCAAAACCCCUAUCCCAGAGACCGGAUACCACAAUACACUAGGCGUAGAUCGGAACGCGCGCGCCCUGUCAACAGCCUCAAUCUGGGAAGAUGCCAGUCCACCCCGGACACCAGAAACAGUACGCCCGCCCCCAAAGCACCAACAAGGCCGUCUCAGCGUCAACACCCAAGCAGACGAAAACAGACCCUAUUCACAAGGCUGGUGGACAUAUCUCCUCUCGCCUCUUCUAGGCCGGUCCAUAAAAUCCCCACUCAGCCCAUCUUUCCCACAAGACUCACCCUCAACCCCAUCAACAACAACAACCACAACCCGCCCAGGCCCGAAAGAAUGGAUCCGGCGCGAGAAAGAAAUCUCCUGUUUCUCACCAGAUACACCAGAAACCGCCGCACCGACCGGGGAAAAGGCAUUCGAGAUAUCCCGAUCCUUCGAACCAGAGCAAUAUCAAUACCAAGCUCAAGCUCAAGCCCAAGCCCCCGAACGCCAUCAAUCCCCACCACCUGCAUACGUCUCAAACGUCUCAACCAGACACAACACCAUGUCCUUCAUGUUCAGCAACAACCAAACAAUCCAAGGCGAAGCCGCCGAGUACUACCAAGCCUGCGCACACGAGCUAUUUAGCAAAACGCCGUACUUCGCAUGCGUCAACCACGUGUGCUCGAUAACGCCCGCGAACCCGGGUUCGAUGCCAGCGGGUGCUACAAACGGGACUGAAGAUGGUAGUCGAGAACUUGCGUUUGCAGAUGGGGAGCCCGGAGCUGAUCUUGAAGGGACGCGCGGAAACCAGACUCCAGUUCCGUCGACGACAUCGACGAAGAACACAGGCCUGCUUAUUGAUAUUGACUCGCCUCGUUCGCGGACGUCGACGAUUCCGGCUGGGUACGCGGUUCGCGCGAAGGAGGUGCAGGUGUUGUCGCCGGCGUCGGAGUUCAGUUCGAAUUCGUGGGAUUCGUCCGUUGUUGAUGAGGAUGGGGAUGAGAAGGGGUCUGUGGCGGCAAAUAGUGCUAGGGAUGGUGUUUCUGGGUCUCGGUGUCAGUGUGGUGCUUCGCAUCCUGAUCCUGUUCCUGUGCCUGUUGCGGAUCCUGUUGCAGCGCCUGUAGAGGUGACUGACAGACAGGUCCAGGAGCCGGCGCCUGCACCUGCACCUGCGCCGGCUCCCGCUCCGAUUCCUAUUCCUAUGCCUGAGCCAGCUCUUGCACCUGCCCCUGCGCAGGCUUCUGCGCCGGCUCCUGUUCCUGAGCCAGCUUCCGCUCCCCCUCCUGCCCCUCUUCCUAUGCCUGAGCCAACUCCCGCUCCUGCUCCCCAGAUAAUCACUAACAUCUCACCCCCUGUUACUAAUAUCCAUUAUACUUCGCCUGCACCGCAGCCUCAGAUACAGCCUGUGCAACCAGCAGUGCAAUAUGUGCCGAUCUUCGCACCGCAGGCUGCACCAACGGAGCCGAUAUUGCAACAGCCACAGCCGCAGCCGCAGGAAAUGUCGCGAGGAAUCGAGGAUCCGAUGGUCCAGCCACCCCCUCAAGUCGCAACACCGAGGUCAGAAUGGCCAUGGGGACAACGAGGACCGCAAGAGCAACCACAGGUUCAACCGCCAUCUACCCAUCAACAAGCUUCUGAUUUUGAAUGGGCAUAUGGACAAGGACAGCCACGAGAACCUUCUGUUACACAAGGAUCUUCUAGGGGAUCUCAUGUGUCAAAUGGACAAACUCCUCCCCAGACACGACAGGCAACUUAUGGUUAUGCAAACCAGCCUCGAGGGCCACUUGUUAUCCAAGGACGGCAAUCUGGGUCUGGGUGGCCGUUUAGUGCAAGCGCACACCCUCACUCGAAUGCACCGCCUGUACCGCCUGUACCACAAACCCAGCCUACUGUUCGACGCCAGGCGUCCUCGGCUCAGGAUCGCCAGCAUGUGUCUGACGAGCCGCAAGCAGAACGAGGAUUAUCUGAAGGAUCUGAACUCGCCCCUCAACGACCUUCACAUGCUUCUGAGCCUAUCUCUCCCGGUUUCCAGCGCGCCGCGGGCGGACCUGGCUCGAUACCAAUGUCGGAUAUGGAGGCACCGGCUCCUGCAUACACGCAAUAUCCUCGAGAAGCUGCUCUACCCCAUCGCUAUGAUACGCAGCCAAGCUACAAUCAAGAUCCUGCAGCUGGAAUUACGAGCGUCAACCCAAGCGGCGCCAUAGGACCCCAUGAGGCUCGACGCCGCAGACUGGAAAAGGAAGAAGCCACCGGCCGAAGGGUUUGUGGUUUCUGGCGUGGCCGGGGUCCAUUCAGCAAGAAAACGGGACGUCCAGGGCGCGAGGGUCGUACUCGACGGAGAUGGUAUUUCCUGAUCUGCGUUUUCUUGUUCAUUAUCGUGAUCUUAGCUACUGUUCUAUCGAUCACCCUAACAAGGAAAGGAGCCGAUACUCCCGUUCAAUCACAGUGGCUGAACCUAACAGGCUAUCCGCCCAUGCCGACUGGCAUUGCAACACUCGCUGGGACGCAGCCACAGCUUGAAAGAUCGACCUGCAUCACUCCCUCCUCGAUGUGGAGUUGUGCUUUGCCCAAAGGCCAGCAGAAUGCCAAUGAGCCGUAUAAUGCGAACCAGCCAAAUUUCCGUGUUUCCAUCCGCUUCCGCAAUGGCACAUACGAUAACAGUACCACGGUUAGCUCGAAUAUACGUGUUAGGAGUGAUAACCUCUUCAAUUCAUCCCCGGCAGCCCCAAGCGAUGCAGAGCAGAGCUUCCUCGGCCAAUACACAGACAACAAUGCCGCACCCUACGCCGGCGAAGAAACCCCCUUCUACAUGUCCCUCCUCUCACCAGUCUCCCUCUCCUCGGCAAGCAUAUUCCGCCGCUCAGACAGCACCAACGGCACCGCAUACCCGAACAUCUCAUCGAUAAUCCCGGCACCGGAAGAAAACGCAGACGGAACCCCAUCCGCAGCAAUGCUGUACCCACUCCCUUCAUCCCAGCCAAUCCGCCUCUACAACCGCGGUCUCGCAACCGAGCACUACGGCUUUUACAGCUACUUCGACAAAUCCAUAUUCCUAACCUCUCAAACGAAAUCCUCAGCCGCGGACACAAACGGCGGGAGCACAAAAGCCGACGCACGCUACCGAUGCACAUGGUCCCAAACGCGGUUCCUCGUCCAAGUCUGGACGCAACCAGAUAAAAUCGGCCGCCAACUCCUCCCACAAUCCAACAGCACAGCAAAUAGCACCGCCACCUCCUCCGCAGCACCGACAUCAACAUCCACUAACACCCCUACAUCUUCUUCCUCCGCAACAGACUUCUCCCGGCCAGGCUCAUUUCCAUACCCGGUAACCAUAACCGUGGACCGGCACGGCGGAGCCGAGAAAAAGAAAAUGGUAUACUGCUACCCGCUAGAAAACGACGGGCAUUACAAUAUCACUGCCGUGCAGCUGCAGCUCGAGGACCGCUCUAUCGGCGGCAACCUUGUUAAUCCGGCUGCGGGACUAUUCAAGGGUCUUGAUGAGACGAAGAAUGCUACGACUGAGGUGUACGGCGGUGUUGAUGGUGGUGAUGGGGGGUGUGGGUGUCAGUGGGUGAAUUGGAUUUCGAGUGUGUAG